AUGUUUCUUUCGAUCACGUUAUUGGCCCUGUGUUGUUCCUUGGUAAACACGAUAUUCUUUCCAAUUUACCCAAAACUUAAAUUAGGCCCAAAACCUUCGAAAGACGCCGGCGAUCCACUAUUUCUAACACCUUACAUUGAACGAGGAUUAGUAAAUCUAGCCCAGAACCUGUCUCGAGUGUAUCUGCCGCACACGCCUGAAGUCGCGAGCCAUGCUGGCUUCCUGACGAUCAACAAGCAGUUCAGCUCCAAUCUGUAUUUUUGGUAUUUUUUACCAUUUUCUAAGAACCAUUCAGCGCCGGUCAUUUUGUGGCUGCAAGGCGGACCUGGAUGUAGUUCUCUCUACGGACUUUUCGCAGAAAUAGGACCCCUUUGCGCAAGGAAUCACAGAUUGGUUUUGAGAAAAUAUCACUGGACUCUGCGGUACCACGUGAUUUUCAUUGAUAGCCCUGUUGGCACCGGCUUCAGCUUUUCAAAAAAUUCUAACGGUUAUUGCGUCAACCAAGAAUGUAUUGCAAAAGGACUAUAUCGAGCAUUGUGGCAGUUUUUUCAGCUUUUCCCAUUACUGUUGAGAAAUGACUUCUACAUAGCUGGCGAAUCGUAUGCUGGGAAGUACAUACCGUCUCUAGGCAUGGAAAUCCACAAACAGAAUGCCAGAAGAAGAUUAAAAAUGAAUUUAAAAGGCAUGGCGCUUGGCAAUGCUUACUGCGAUCCGUUAAACCAAUUGGAUUACGGUAAUUACUUGUACCAGCAUGGUAUGUUGGACGGCAAUGAGUUGGGCGUAUUUAUAAAAAUUCAAAUGGACAUUUACGUGUCAAUAAGAAACAAGAAUUGGUUGCAAGCGAACAUACUAAUGGACAGGUUGAUGGACGGACAGGUCACACACUUUUCGCUGUUUAAGUUCUACACGGGGUACGAUUCGUAUUACAAUUAUUUGCAUUCGACGUUGAAGAAUGACGCGACGUCGUUUAUAACUAUAGUCCACAGGAAUGACGUGAGACGCAGCAUGCACGUGGGGGGGCUGCCGUUUAACGACGGGGAGACAGUGCAGUUGCUGCUGGCUCUGGACAUGAUGCAGUCCGUGGCUCCCUGUGUAGCGGAGCUCUUGUCUCACUACCGAAUGCUAUUCUACAACGGCCAACUAGACAUCGUUGUGGCGUACCCUCUCACGGAAAACUUCUUAAACAAUCUUAAUUUUGCCGGCGCCGCAGAAUACAAAAGAAGUGGUAAAAUAAUAUGGAAAGUGGGCAAGAAUUUAGCUGGUUACAUAAAAAAUGCCGGGAACCUCACGGAGGCUUUGGUACGGAAUUCCGGACAUAUGGUGCCGCAAGAUCAACCGAAAUGGGCUCUGGAUUUGAUAACGAGAUUCAUAGAGCGUAAUUAUGCAUGAUUUUAUAGAGGCAAUGAAAUGUCUGGUCGCUAGAACGUAUAAUUUUCGAAUAUUGUCUAAGAUUCUUGAAUUAGAUUAGCCUAGUAUUAUUAAUGUAAAUGAUACGAACAAAUCUCACUUAUUUAGACACUCCUGUUAAUUUUAAUUUUGUCAAAUUAAGUCUAUAUUUAUGUUAUUAAUUUGUAAAUGCCUUAUAAUUUUGAGAUACUCUGACGAUUACAUGAUUAUCAAGUUUCCCUUGUGCAAUAUUCUGUAUACGUAACUAUGUUGUUUUUUAUAUGACGGAAAUAAAAGUACAUUUUUCUAUAA
Messenger RNA from Helicoverpa zea (corn earworm), 1698 nucleotides. RefSeq names its product venom serine carboxypeptidase-like. The transcript has a single exon. The coding region runs from base 1 to 1389 and encodes 462 amino acids. Gene Ontology annotation, molecular function: serine-type carboxypeptidase activity. Lineage: Eukaryota; Metazoa; Arthropoda; Insecta; Lepidoptera; Noctuidae. Gene Ontology annotation, biological process: proteolysis. The record is from RefSeq and is a predicted model, not a curated record.